AUGCUACGGCUGAUUGCAAGGUAAGUCGGCAUUUAUUUUUGCUUUUCUCCAUAAAUGAUUUAUCGUCUAACCACGGUGAUAGUGAGAGCUGGACAUUCGAGAGUUCGAUGAAACAUGAGACAGAUUGAAAUAAAAGUUUCGAAGUUGACUAGAAGAAAAAGUUAUAGUCAUCGUUUUGCAGAAACUGUCAAGAUUUUACGGACGAAAGCGAGAAGAAAUUUAGGUUGUCGAUCUCUAACCACUUUCGAACAAAAAUUGAUAAUGGUUUCUGCAAAUCGCAGGUUAAAACUUUCCCGUAUAACUCAAAAACUUCGAUUCUAAAUUUGGGUCAUGUUUCAUGAUGAUUAAAGGUUCUCACUAUCACAUUACUUUCUACACAUUUUACGACCUUUGCAAAAUCAUCACUAAUAAAUUUUGGGUCUCCAUCGCUUUAUUGGCCCAAAAAUACAGUGCACCUGAUCCAGUGGCAAAGAAUGUAUCAUUUUGCAUCCGGGAGGUAUCAAAAAAUGUGGCAGAAUGCCUCCCUCUUCAACUAAAAAACUCCGGUUUGAAGGGUCCUCACAAAAAGAGCGGACGCGCUUUUGAAAUCGGAGAUUUUUCGCUUGCAGAGGGAAGCCUUUUGCCACGUUUUUGAUACUUCCUGGAUGGAAAAUGGUACGGUUUUCUUUCAUAAACCAUAAGUCCAUAACACCUUUUUUUACUGAAGCAAAUCUCUCAAAUACUACGAAUUCGCUUAUAGGUUUUGCACGUUGUUUAUCACACUCUCGACCUUAUCCAGUUUCCAUUCCACACAUGAAGCAUCAGCACAUCCAUUAUAUUCCCCGCAUCUCCAGAAGAUUGGGGUAGGUCAUUAAUCCUCCGAAUUGCCUACGCGGAUUCGGAUUUUUUUUGCAAAAAUUCGGGUUGAAAAUUUUUACAAAUUUAUAGUUUUUGGUAAUUCGUCUCAUUUUAACAAAAACCACAUACGGUACAUAUUGCCAAUUUUUCUCUGUUUUCCCCCAAAUUUUAUUCACACAUCCGCUCAUCCCUCACGUGCUCAUAAAUGUAUAAUGCGGAGGGCUGAGUGUAUUUACUCUUCGGUUGACGUUAUAUUAUACCGCCGCGGGGAGGGAUGAUUAGCCCACUGCGUGGGAGAGGGUUACGCGCGCAGUUGAAAAAGUAGCAUUGUUAGUUGAUGGACGCGGCGGCAGCUACGGUAGAGAGAGGGCAUUCGGGCAAUCAAAAAGUGAGGAUUAGAAGUAGUGAAGAGUAAUGAGGGGAUCUUGGAGAAUUUUCGGUGAUCCUUGGGAAUUUACCUAUCAGUUUGGAGGAGAAUCAGUUGGCGCGAAAUAUUUUGGACGAUAACUUUUUGAAUUCUGCUUGGAAAAAAUGAUUUUUUAGGCUUUACUGGGCGGGACAAAAAGUCUUGACAUGUUUGCAGAGUGCGUCAUCGUGCGAAAUUUGGGGUGUCCAGUUGGGUAUCAGUCUGUCGGAAAAAUAAUGAGCACUCUGUCGCAUCGAAAAUCGCACCGCCGUCGAGAAAAUAAAAUGUGUCGCGGUAAACAAAACUGUUUUUCACCUCAGCGACACAAUCGGGGCAGCGAAAUUUUUUGCUCAUUAUUUUUCCGUGAUACCCAACUGGACACCCCAAAUUUCGCACAAUGGCGCACUCUGCAAACAUGUCAAGACUUUUUGUCCCACCCAAUAAAGCCUAAAAAAAUAAUUUUUUCCAAGCAGAAUUUAAAAAAUUAUCGUCCAAAAUAUUUUGCGCCUAAUUUCCUUACAUAAUUGCAAAACAGAUCGUUAGGUAUCUCAGUUUUGGCCUGGACCGUUUUCCUUCUCAAUAGAUCAUCAAUUUCUCCAGACAAUGAUCGCAAAAGGUCUUUAACGUAAAGCUUUCAUUUAGAGCCCUCACACCCUCUUCGAGACGCUAAUUUUACAAAUUUCGCAAUUUCCCCAGGGCAUUAGUCAAAUUCGUAACGCAAGCAGAGGAAAAAAAGGAUGCGAAGUGACGUAGAGGUAGCUUUCAUGAGUAAAAAUAACUUGGUUUAUCAUAGACCGCCCUUUUGGUUAGUUCAAGCUAAUGAUCAUCGAUUAAUUUUAUUUGAUGAUUUCAUCAAAUAAAAUUUGAUGACUUCAUCAAAUAAAAUUGAGGAAAUUUUUUGAAAAUUUUGAGGAAAAAUAUUUACAGUACCUAAAAAUGGCGAUAAAAAUUAUUAUAGCAUCUACAGUGAGGGACCUGAUCCAAUGGCAAAAAAACGUACCAUUUUGCAUCCGGGAAGUAUCAAAAAUGUGGCAAAAUGCCUCCCUCUCCAAGUGAAAAAACUCCGAUUUCAAAAGCGCCCGCUAUUUUUGUGAGGGGCCUUCAAAACGAAGUUUCUUCACUUGAAGAGGGAAGCAUUUUGCCACAUUUUUGAUGCUUCCCGGAUGCAAAAUGGCAAACUUUUUACCACUGGAUCAGGUCCCCACUGUAGAUGGUAUAAUAAUUUUCAUUGCCAUUUUUAGGUCUUUAAAUAUUUUUUCCCAAAAUUUUCAAAAAAUUUCAUCGAUUUUAUUUGACUCAUUUCAGGGUGAAAUACGACAAAGUUUAAAGCUAGUGCACUUUCAGGUCUACCCGAAAGAAACGUCGGUUUCUUUGCGAGAAUUCGUUUCCGACAUGAAAUUAUGUGAAGAUGAAUGCCGCUACGAAUCGUUAGCUGAAUGUCAGCGAUGUCUCACCGUGGCGCGAUUGGAAAACGACAGUUCUCAACCGUCCGACGACAUCAUAGAGCAUGUUCUGAAGACCCACAAAAUCGGCCGGAAUUCGAAUUCCAAAGGCCUUGAAGUGGCGCUACAUGCGAAGCGGAUAAACGAACGAGACCUCAACGAUCUUCUCCGCAACACCUGGGUGGGGUAG
Molecule: messenger RNA, 2875 nt
Organism: Bursaphelenchus xylophilus (pine wood nematode)
Lineage: Eukaryota; Metazoa; Nematoda; Chromadorea; Rhabditida; Aphelenchoididae
Source: the annotation of a GenBank genome assembly